Messenger RNA from Physella acuta, 1246 nucleotides. RefSeq lists its product as uncharacterized. NCBI's taxonomy places the organism in Eukaryota, Metazoa, Mollusca, Gastropoda, Physidae. The record is from RefSeq and is a predicted model, not a curated record.
UUAAAUUUCAAAACAUGAAGAUAAAGAUAAACUAACAUGGCUUUCACUAUUGUAGUAUUAAUAUUCCUCUGUGUUUGGCUCACAUCAGCGCAAAUUUUACGUAAAUCAAUAGUACCUAACGAUAUCAUGAGGGGCGGCGAGGGAUCUGUUUUGUGUGACGCCGAUCUCGCUGGUCUACCCGACAGGGUGAGGGGGAUACACCAGAUGAAACUGUCGUGGAAUAGGAACAGGUUCCGAGCCACGUUUAUGCUGAAUAAAGGUCUUAUGGACGUGUACUUACGAGGUCGUUGGAGGCUGAAGCAUUACGCAUCGGCGCAUAGAAACAUUUGGGGUUGGAUAGACAGGGACGACAUUAGAAUGGAGAUCCAGCUUACAAAUACUAAUCCCACGGACAUGGGCGAGUGGUGCUGUGAGAUUAUGUACUUUCAUCGGACCGAUGAUGCUGAGUUCUCGAAGCGCUGUCAGGGAGUGAUGGUUUCCGAUAAAGCUAUCGUCCAUCCUACUCGUGUCUCUCCUGAAGAACCCGUACAGAUUUCGUGUGAUGGAGAUAUGGCUGGAGUGCCUUACGCCGCAACAGAAUUGGAUUACCUAACGCUAGUAUGGGAGAACAAAGAGUACGAUCCCAAUACGUAUUUACUGUAUGAAAUCACACCAGAUCUGAAUGACACCCACACCUACUCUCAUCUGCUAACUCCCGCCGGCAAGUCACACUGGAAAGUCUACCAGCAAGGAGGGCGCAUAAGGCCAAAAAGGAGAAUCGAGAAGAGCCAUCUGAAGAUUGGCAUCAACAUCGCAUCCAGCAAAGACCACGACUCCGGCUUCUACUGCUGCGGGGCGACGUAUUACGACCAGAAGGAUGUCAAACGCUGGGAGCACCGCUGCCAGAAAUUAACAGUUGGCACCAAGUACGAAGGCAAUAUUAAUGUCCAGUUCUCAUCAAAUGGAAGCGGAUUUAUGUGCAUGCCCGACGUUCUUAUGUUCGGAUUAAUUGUAUUCAUAAUGAAUUUCUGGUCUGAUUAACAUCUCCUGCGUCAUCCUCUAAAUAAUGCAAGAAGAUUACCUAAAGGCAGUUGUUACAACAGUACUUAACAAACGGUUAUCAGUUUUGGAGAAAGAAGACAAACACAAUUAUUUGCAUAUUUAUUUAUCAUGAAAAAAACGUACACGAUUAUAUAUUUGUAUACUUACAUCGUAUUUUUUGUUAAAAUCUCUUAAACAUUUGAAAUUUAAAUGAAAAUAAAUACCA